GAUGUGCCUUUCAAAGCUGUUGUGCUCGAGUGAGCUGUGCUAAGGUAGCACUUGGGAGAAAGUCCGUGGGAUAUGGGACAUUGAACCUUAGCGUUUGACGGAGUUGUCUGCAAGACCUCCUCCAAUCCCUUGAUUAAGUAUCCUCCAAGUAUUACUGAAUUAUGUUUGAAAGUUGUUGGAAUUUCAGAGCAGAAUAGUUUUCGGCCCCAGACAAGCCACUACGGGAAACAUUUCACCGUGGGGCAGCGGCUUUCGUCCGAUCACUUCCCGCGACUUCACAACAUCAACUCUCAAGAUGUGAGCCCCUUUCAUAUGAAGGCAACCCGCCCUUCACUUCUUAAACUCUUUCAUCAAUGGCCUCGAGUCCAUUUUCUGCCUCCUCACAUCCAUCACCAUCCUAAUUCCAACCUCAAAAUGACUACAACAGCAGCAAUCAACCCUUCCAAACCACCCAUCGUGGACGACAAAUCUCCCCACUGCAUCCCCUUCAUCCUCACCCUCCUCUCUCAACACCUCAUCAAUAACCCCUCAACCCCCUUCACCAUAGGCCUAAACGGCAUCCAAGGCGCCGGAAAAACAACCCUCGUCUCGACCCUCUCCUCCCUCCUAUCCUCCCCGCCACACAACCUCCCCACCCUCGUCCUCUCAAUCGACGACCUCUACCUCCCUCACGCCGCCCAAACCCAUCUCGCCGCCUCGCACCCCUCCAAUGCGCUCAUCCAGCACCGCGGCGAGCCCGGGACGCACGAUAUGGAUCUCGCUGCCUCUGUAUUCUCUGCCUUGAAAGCCGGGGCCGAGACACGAAUUCCGUGUUACGACAAGAGUCUACACAACGGGGCUGGGGACCGCAUCCCUGAAUCGGAAUGGCGCACCGUUAAUAAACCCUCCGAGCCGAAGAUCGCGGUUAUCAUAAUAGAAGGCUGGUGUGUAGGGUUCCGGUCUCUGCCUCCGUCUUCUAUCCAACACCUACAGGCCCAGCCCUCGAAAACGCUAGCGAAGCAUAAAUUAGAAAAUUUGUUGUUCGUGAAUGAGAAAUUGGAGGAGUAUGAGGUGAUCAAUGGGGCGUUGGAUGCGUUUAUACAUAUCGAUGCGGCGGAGACGGGGUGGGUUUAUGAGUGGAGGCAAGAGCAGGAGGAUGCGUUGAGGAAGGAGAGGGGGAUGGGGAUGACGAGGGAGCAGGUGGAGAGGUUUGUGGAUGGGUAUUAUCCUGCGUAUGAGCUCUAUACGGAGCCGUUGCGAGAGGGCAUUUUCAAGGGCAAGGAGGGUGGGGAGGGGAGACAGUUGAGGUUGGUUGUUAGGAGGGAUAGGAGGGUUAAGGAGGUUAUUAAGGUUUGAGAGGGUGAAGGGAGGCGAAGUGUAAUGUAUGUCCAUAGCAACUACAAAGCUGUAUAUAGCGCGAAAGCCAAUGGGUAUCUCUGCUG
Mollisia scopiformis is the source of this 1421-nucleotide messenger RNA. RefSeq names its product D-glycerate 3-kinase. The transcript has a single exon. The coding region runs from base 415 to 1335 and encodes 306 amino acids. Gene Ontology annotation, cellular component: cytoplasm. Gene Ontology annotation, molecular function: ATP binding; kinase activity. The record is from RefSeq and is a predicted model, not a curated record. Lineage: Eukaryota; Fungi; Ascomycota; Leotiomycetes; Helotiales; Mollisiaceae.